Molecule: messenger RNA, 387 nt
Organism: Tetrahymena thermophila SB210
Lineage: Eukaryota; Ciliophora; Oligohymenophorea; Hymenostomatida; Tetrahymenidae
Product: dynein light chain
Exons: 2
Biological process (GO): microtubule-based process
Cellular component (GO): dynein complex
Molecular function (GO): dynein light intermediate chain binding; dynein intermediate chain binding
Source: RefSeq, a predicted model, not a curated record
AUAAAUAUUUAAAAAAUAACUGAGAAGAAAAUAAAUAACAAUUAAAAAGAGAUGGCAAGCAAUUAAUAACAAAAAGAAGAUCCAAAGGAAUAGCAAUAGUAAUAUAAGACAUUUAUGGGAGCUAGAGUUUUAUGGCCUCCUGAGUGUGCCGAUGAUAUUUUAGAAGGUGCCAUUAGAGAAACAUAGGAUGCAUUAAAAAAAUUUGAAAUUGCGAGAGAAGGAUAAAAGAUUGCAGAGCACCUGAAAAAAUAUAUGGAUGAUCAUUUCGAUCCCUACUGGCACGUAUUCUUUGGAAAGAAUUUCGGAUGCUAGGCUGUUCAUAAUAAGAACCGUUUCAUCUAUUUUUACAUAGAGAAAACAGCUUUUUUGAUGUACUAAACCUAAUGA